GUCAUCACUAGUGUUUCUCCAAAUGAAACAAUUCAAAGGUAAUGUAAUAUCUCAGCAAAUUUCUAUUUGUAGAAAGUAGAGGUUUUUUUUUAAUUAAAAAAAUCUUUUUCAUUAACACUGCUCAUUUAAAAACAAAUAAUGCAAUAAAUGGUCAGAUACUAUUGAUCUCAUGUUCUCUUAUACCAGUAGCUAACUCAACUAAGUUUUGAUGGCACUGAAAUGUAAGAAAACUGUAUAGGAAUUGUGACAAGAGGGAAUGAAUAAUUAUGUUAAGAGACACCAUACAUUGAAAUGACUCUGCUAGAACCAAAGAUGACAGAUAUUGAUAAUAACUAAAAAAAAAUAUGAAGCUAUCGGAGUCUAAAUGUUUGUUUUUUAGAGAUAAAUAUUUAGGACCAUUAAAUUUCCACCAAGGACUUCGAACGACAGCCAUCUUAUCGAUGAAGAUUUUAAAAAAAAAAUUAGAAGUGUUGAAAAAGCCGUUAGAAAAUUCACCGAAAUAAAUUGUCUCCUUUUAUGACAUGAUUUCUAAAGGAGAUUAGGUCAACAGCUCCAUAUUUAAUCUAAUGUACCUACCCAUUUGUCAUUUUCUUAAAAGCGUAACAUUCUAAAAUGCGCUUUAUAGAAUAAACGAAGAAUUUUAUUUAAUUACAGUGGUGGCAUUACCCUGACACUGUCGGGUGAGAAUCUUGACUGUGACGUACAAUUUGAGCUUGUGCUCAACUACAAUAAUAAGAACGUAAGCAAUUGAUUUAGAUUUUUCUAUCUUUACUAAAAAUAACAUUCUUCUAUUUAGUGAUAAAGAUGUCUUAGUCAUAAAAUAUAGGUACAAGCAGUUAAAAAGUACGAAGCUAAAAUAUCAUUCAAUGUAAUGUCCAGCCCCAGUUUCAUUGGUUUUUAAAGGUCUUAUUGAUGUGACAAUUAACUAUAACAUGUUCAACCCCGAAUUAUAAACAUAUGUUUACUACUUACAGAGUGAAACAAUCAAGUGCACUAAAAAUGAACCUCAUGUGAUGACGUGUCAAACGCCAAAUGUUCACAAAAUGACCCAGUCAUAUUUUCGAAAGAACAAGCCUGAAAUUUAUGUCACUGCCAACCUAGUAAUGAAAACGGAUGACGUCGUCAUUAAUUUUAAUGCAUCAAAUGUUAUUAGUAUUUACCGUGAUCCCAAUUUUAAGAAUUUAUCUUCCUUACAAUGUUUCAGUUCAAGCAAAAAUCAAACUCUUAACAUAAAGGUAAUUAAUUUUUAAAAAUAUGUUAUUUAUUAUUUCUAAAAAGUAUAAUUUAUUGAUAAUUUUAAGGCAAAAAUAUCGUUGACUAAAUCAUAAAAUGUUCUAAUCUUACAUCAGCAAUAUCAUAAAAGGACCAUUAUCCAUCAUGUUAUAAGCAAUUAAAUUUGAAAAUAUUUUCAAAAUGCUUGUAUAUUUUAAUGAAAAUUUAAUUUAAAAAAAAAAUAUUGUAAUGCUAACAUUUAUGUUUAACUGCAUGCUCACCAAAGUGUUGACGGGUUCAUCUCAUCAUUACCAGGGUGAUCACUUUUCUGAAUUCAUCAGCAGCAGAGUCAGUGUAACGACUGCUUCACAGGAGAAAUGUCAGAUGAAAUAUGUCAAUGGAAGUUUUAUGGAGUGCCACACUCACGUUAAUAAGAUUAAUAAUCAAAACCCGGAUAAUAAGAGAGAUACAUCAACAGAAACAACUACACCGGAGUACGUGUCUGGAUCACAUUACGGGCUUGGUGUAUUAAGUGGUCAAACUUUAAGCCUUACUAAACCAGACAGACAUAAAGGAAAGACAACGACACCUUCCUUGGCCUCUACAACCAAAACACCGAAACCAAUCUGUCCACUGACCGUUCAAAUUGGAAAUUUAAAAGUGCAACUCAUUGAGGUGAAGGGGACAGACCCUAACCAUUCAUGGCAUAUUAUGUUUUAUCUGAUACCAUUAGCUGUAAUAGUCGUACUUGUAGCAUUAGUUCUAGCACUGACUUUAAAGCUAAAAAACUUGAAGUCUAUGAAAGAGAAACAAAUGUAUUUACAUUUCACUGAGGCUAAUUCAGGUAUUCAUUUUGAUUGACUUGAUGUAUGUUGUUGUUGUUUUUUUUUUUGAAUAUUGAAAAUCUGCAUUACGACUGUUUUAUUCUACUGUUUGUUAUGUGUCUAACAUCCAAAAUAUCCUAAUAAUUUUAGCAGGUUACAUUUGAUGUGAUUAGUGAACAAUGGAAAACGAUUUCUUCUCAUUAACACAAAACAAGAAGUUUCUUGAUGUAUCUAAUUACUAUCUAACUUUAGGUUGUGGAAGAGACUCUUGUCAAACUUUAAAACAGAUUUUAGACUCUGUGGCCCCAGGGGACGAUGGGAAAGACAUGAACACUUUGAUUGUUGAUUUAGAUUUGUUGACGGUUGGAAAGUGUAUCGGAUCUGGUAACUCAUUAAAAUCUUUCUGUACAAUCGUUUUUUACAAAUAAUUAUGAAUUAUGACAUUAUUUUAAUGUAAUUAUUUAACAAACUUCAACAUUUUUGUGUUAGAGCUAAUGUCUCCUACAUCCUUUGAAUAGCAUUUUUAAAUUAAAAUUUCAUGUUUAAUUUUUUUUUUUUUUAAACAUUUUACAACAUUAACAAAUUCUUUCAAGCAGCUUUUCCUUUUUCCUUAGGUAACUUUGGUUGUGUGUACGAAGGUCUGCUAACGUUAGACGCUGGGCUUCCUCCACAGACAGUUGCUAUCAAGGCAUUGCAAGGUCAGAGUUCAGCAUGUUUCAUGUAAUAAAUGGAACCCCACGGUCCGAUGCCUUGAUGUUUGACAAUUUGAAAUUGAUGUUUUUGUUUAAUCAAAAGUUUAAAAUAAUUGAUCGAAUUCAUUUUUUAUGAUGAAUUCAAACUACCUAGCGCAUAACACGGGCCACAACUACGGGUACAAGUUCACACAUCACGGGCCAUAACUACGGGUACAAGUUCACACAUCACGGGCCAUAACUACUGGUACAAGUUCACACAACACGGGCCAUAACUACUGGUACAAGUUCACACAACACGGGCCAUAACUACUGGUACAAGUUCACACAUCACGGGCCAUAACUACUGGUACAAGUUCACACAUCACGGGCCAUAACUCCUGGACCAAUUCACAUAUCAGCUUUCUCCAAACGUUGAACACACCCCCCGUCAUACGACAUUAACUCUCUUAAUCCAAUCCAAAAAAAUCACACAAUGUUGAUACACGUGGGCUUGUCAAACAAGCUCUCAUUAUCAGAAACUUUCAACAUCUAAUCAUCAGAUCCCUUUUCAAACAGUAUUGACCUUCUUGGGUUUCUCCAAGAAGCUCUCAUUAUGAAAGACUUUCAUCAUCCCCAUGUGAUGGGGUUAGUUGGACUGGCCGAGAAAGAACCUGGAGUUCCUUACGUUAUAUUGCCCUUCAUGGAUAAAGGCGACCUGCUGACCUAUGUCCGUGACCCCGCAGUGGUACGUAACAGUUAAGCUUGGAAUUUAAUUUCCCCAAUUCUUCAGCUCUGUUACAUAGCAUGGAGCUCAGUAUUUAUAAUGUCGUUUGUUUCUCGUCCAUCUCAAGCAGUGGCAAGAUACAGACUUUAUGGUGAAAAUUGUGUAUAUUUGCUUCAAUAUCAUGAAUGGAAUAUGUCAAAGAUCAAACCAUCUACACCAGUGGUUCCCAAACGUUUAAUUCAGGCGGACCGGCGAACAAGUUUCGACAUUUUACCAGCGACCAGUACAUGAUUUAUUUUUACACUUUUAUUGCUUCUGGACAAUAAAUAUUUAUGUUAUGGGGACCGGCAGCGUUAGGCAUGCGGACCGGUGAAGGUCCACGGACCGCCAUUUGGGGACCACUGAUCUACACAAUUACCCUGAUUUUUUUUUUUAUUUCCAAGGUUUUUAUUACCUUUGCUAUAUUUUGAGACUAGUACGUGUAGGCGUUGUUUUUUUUUAAAAGUACAACACAGUUAUUUUUAGCCACUAUCGCUUAGGCUUGUCUAGAUGACUUGACCUCGAAGUGGACGUAACCCCAAUGAAUUUUAGUUUUUUCCUGCGCGCGCCCGUCCGGGCUGGGGAGAGCGUUUGAUAACUUUCGGAUACGUUCCAUUUGUUUUUAAGGAUAACAAUUAGUGACGCAAUGUCCAGGUUUUCUGGACUAGAACGUUCGGACUUAGCGCCUCUAAAAAGCGUGCCAGGAUUUUAAGCAGAUAGACUUUCUGAGGCUUAAAAUCACAGAGACUUAUGAGAACCAGUCUUGGCGAGACUUAUAGAAAGAUAUUGGAGGCGUUCAUACCCUUGUGUAUAAAUUCAUAUUUAUAUAGAUUAAGGAUUAUACUUUUUUCCCCUUGCUUUUAAUUUGAUACACUUUUUGCAUCGAUGCUACAAUUUGUAUUUGUAUAGAAUUUUAUAUAAUGAAAUUAAAUUUUAGUAUCCCCAAUUUUUGAUAUAGUUGUUCUUUUCAAACUGAUAGAUCAGUCUUUUGUUACAUGUUGUUUCUUCUACGAUCAGACUAAUAACAAAGAUUUAAUCUUUACAACCAAAAACGGUACAUAACACCUUCACUUUGCUGAAUUUACUGUUUCAAAGAUUAACUAAUCUUCCAGUCACUGACUCUCCAUGACGUCAUCAAAUUUUGCGCGGACAUAGCUGACGGCAUGGACUAUCUGAGCUCACUCAAGUGUGUCCACAGAGAUCUGGCAGCCAGAAACUGCAUGUGAGUCUGCAUAAAUUGUUAAAGUUGCCUGUGUGGAUUAUUCAAAAUUUUAUCCCACUUAUGCACUGUUUGUAAAUUAAAAUCGUGCAUAAUCGUCUGGACCCUUCUCUUUAGAUUGCUCCUCAUGUCAUUUAAAUGAGAUCGGAAGUAGAGAUUAUAUUUGGACGUCAUACCACAGUAUUCACAACAGUGUCUAAGGAUUGUGUGAACGCUUUGUAAAUGAAUCCUUCUUAGUAUAGAUAUGGGCAAUAAUCAAUUGUAAAAUAGUUAUUGAAAAAUAAAUUUCUUGGUUAACUCAGACAUUUCGCGCCACAGCCGCAAUCUUGGUUGCCACGACCCGUAAAAAGGUCACCCUAAACCUAUCCCCCAGCCUGAAACCUAAACCAAACCCUCAACCUAUCCCUAAACCUAACCCAAGCCCUAAAUCUAUCCCUAAACCUAACCCAAACCCUAAACCUAUCCCUAAACCUAACCCAAACCCUAAACCUAUCCCUAAACCUAACCCAAAUCUUAAACCCAUCCCUAAACCUAACCCAAACCCUAAACCUAUCCCUAAACCUAACCCAAAUCUUAAACCCAACCCAAAUCUUAAACCCAUCCCUAAACCUAACCCAAACUCUAAAACUAUCCCUAAACCUAACCCAAAACCUAUACCUAUCCCUAAACCUAACCCAAACCUCAAACCUAUUAAGUUAAAUAAACACGUAAAUGACAUCGUGGCACGAAUUGUCUGCUUUAGACCAUUUCUUACCUAAGAUAUGCUCAAAAUGAUAAAUAGAAUAAUAAAGCAAGAUUGUGUGGAUAAAUGUCAUUCAAAUGUUAGUUUUACUUGUGUUUGGCGGAAAUCAUUAAGAAGAUGUAAAGAAGUAAACAUUUCUAUCCUAAAAGGCUUGACACUGGUAACCGUGUUAAAGUCGCCGACUUCGGUCUGUGCCGUGACAUCUAUGAGAAGGGCUACUACACAAGUAACAACAAGAAGAAACUACCCAUUCGGUGGAUGGCGUUAGAGAGUAUUGAACACGGAGCCUACAGCACCAAGUCGGAUGUCGUGAGUGUGAUUUUUUUAAUUUUUCUUCUAAAUUUAUUUAUUUAUUUAGGCAUACAAAGAAUUUCGGGAGACACCCCAUGAUAAAAGUUUAAUUUUUCUAUUUAAUAUUUAGAAUUUGUGGAGUUUUAAACUCAACUAUCUAAUAACAUGUGUUGGAAAGAAGGGAUGAUCUCACAUUAUAUGUUAUUCGUGGCAUCAUUUUUAUAAAAUUUAUUCCUAUCCUGCUAAGUUGUAGAUUUACUAUUGUUUCAAUGAACUUUUAAUAGAACGGAGAACAGCAUAAAAUAUGUUUGCUUGGUCCAUGAUAAUUCUUUUCUCUCCUCUGGGUUAACAUAAAUGAAUUAAAAAAAAAAUCUCAAGUGUUUUAUCACUCUGUCGUUUCGAACAGACAUAUUCCCGAUUAUAUCGGUUUGUAAUGAUUUCAUAUUUUAAAUAACAUAACUGUAUUCGGAAAUAUGAAUUUUCGACUAAUUAUUUGUUUGAUCUUUGCCAAAUAUAAUUUAUUUAUAGUUUGAAAGUAACAUCGAACAAUUUUAACCUUUUACUUCAGCUCAAAUCCUUGAUUUUGAAUAAUUUCCAUGUCGAUGCCUCUAUUUUGAAUAAUUUAUGUGUCGAUUCCUUGAUUGUCAAUAAUAAAAAAAAAAUUAAAUGUUGAUUCCUUCAUUUUGAAUAAUUUAUAUUCCGAAUUCUUGAUUUUGAAUAAUUUAUAUGUUGAAACCAGAGCAAAUACAAGUCUGUUUUUGUCAACAGAUCCGCCCAGAGUAUCUUUGGUUUUCUAAUUUCAGCUGUCCCUUUGUGUUUAAAUUUCAGUGGUCCCUGGGUGUUGUGCUGUGGGAGCUGUUGACUCGUGGUCUGACUCCUUACCCUGGAGUCGACGGCUGGGACGUAGUGAACUUCUUACGUCGUCGGCGUCUUCCCCCGCCAUAUUUCUGUCCAGAAUCUCUGUGAGUCAUCAGAAAGAUGUUGCUGUCAAUUAAGCACUUCUGCCUGCAUUUUUAUCUUUAGAAAUAAAACAAAAGAGACAAAAUGUAACCAUAUAUUAAGCGUGUAUGGUAUAAUUUCUUUAAAUUCAUGCCUGAAUAUGUCCUCUAUUUUAGUGAUUGUUUAUAAAUCAGUAGAAGUUUAUAUCACAUGACCUUACUAUGUCUGCAGGUACAAUCUUAUGAUGGUUUGUUGGGCAAAUGAUCCCAUCAAGAGGCCCACAUUUGGUAUCAUUAAAUCGGAACUAUUACUCUUAAUAGGUCAAAAUUCCAGCGGCGUCUCCUUUCCUGGUCCAAGUCAUGACAAAACCUCGAUCCAGCAAGAUGAUUUGGUGUCAGUUAAAGGAAAUGCUUCUAAGCACGUGAAGAGGGGAAAGGGUCUUCAUAAAGGCUUUGACAUUCAAGAUACGAGUGCUGGUGUUCUUAAUAAAAAGUCAGCAUUAGGAAAAACAACUCUUAAUUCUAGAAAAGUAUCGAGAGAGCAGGUCAUGAAACUAAGACCAAGUUGUGCCGAUGAAUCGGAGGCGUCUAGAGAUGUUCUGCCUGCCUUAACAGGAGACGCCUUAGACCCAAGAAAAACGGAUGGCUCUGAAACGCGUUGCGGAUUAUCGAUAAUGUCAUCCAUGGCGAGGCCAGGAGUCGUCAGUAACUUCCUUAUAACAUUACCUGAGUGUUUCUCCGACAGAGAAGUCAGCAAACUGGCGAUCAGCCUCUAUGAAAACCUGGUGGACAACUAUGAACCUCCGAGAAAGUUUACGAAUCCAUUCUUAUCGCUGAGCAGAAAGUUUAGCAAGAGAAGCACUGAGAAAUGGAGGCAGGACAUCAAGAUGAAAUAUCGGAUCAAAACGAGGGAAGACGUGAGCGACGACGAGGAGUCUGGGGGCGGCUCUGAAGAUCCUAGAAUUGGAGACGACGGUGCGUACCAUCUAUUAUCGCCAAGAUCUCCCGAGAGAUGGAGCACAAUAUCAGAUGAUAGAAACUGCUCGUUUAGGACUUACGCCAACGUUAGCUCGGGGGACUCCUUGUUGACUGUGUUAAACACAACUACCGCAGGGACCCCCUUCUGCAAGGACAAUGACAUCAGCGGUGACUGCUCCACUAUCUCCCCUCCACGUCUGCAUUUACCACUGUCACGACAAGCUAGCCAGCAAUAGUUUAGCAAAUAACACAAAGUUAUCCUAGAAAUUAUGCAUUUAUAAUAUAGCUUUACCACUGUAAUACUACACAGCUUUGACCCAGCAGCAGUACUUAGCAAUAAUACAUCACCGACAAUACGAUGGCUUUUACGCAACACAUUUCAGAUUUCAUUUGAAUUUAAUAGGAUAUAAUAUUUAUUAAUAUUAUUUAUUUCCCGC
Lymnaea stagnalis (great pond snail) is the source of this 8078-nucleotide messenger RNA. NCBI's taxonomy places the organism in Eukaryota, Metazoa, Mollusca, Gastropoda, Lymnaeidae. The record is from the annotation of a GenBank genome assembly.